GAUAAGGUUCUUCUGUUGUGGGAUGACUUUUGCGCUCAUUGGACAACGGAGGUGACAAGUUACGCAGCUUCGCUGAAUAUCGUGCUCUUGAAGAUCCCCCCGAGAUAUACGUACGUAUGUCAGCCGGCUGACAUAGCCUGGAAUAAGCCUUUCAAGGACAAGAAAAUCGCCGAGCUCCGUGAACAGCACGUGGAAAAGGCGUUUGCACUGGUGGGUCCUUCUCGAACGCACAUGACAGAGUGGAUCACGUCAAGUUGGUUUGCACUGUCGGCAUCUACCAUACUGAGCGGGUUUUCUAGGACGGGGUUG
Phytophthora sojae is the source of this 309-nucleotide messenger RNA. RefSeq lists its product as hypothetical. Gene Ontology annotation, molecular function: nucleic acid binding. NCBI's taxonomy places the organism in Eukaryota, Oomycota, Peronosporomycetes, Peronosporales, Peronosporaceae. The record is from RefSeq and is a predicted model, not a curated record. The annotation marks the transcript as partial. The transcript is spliced from 2 exons.